Messenger RNA from Poecile atricapillus (Black-capped chickadee), 1977 nucleotides. RefSeq names its product LIM homeobox 2 (gene LHX2). Gene Ontology annotation, biological process: regulation of transcription by RNA polymerase II; neuron differentiation. NCBI's taxonomy places the organism in Eukaryota, Metazoa, Chordata, Aves, Passeriformes, Paridae. Gene Ontology annotation, cellular component: nucleus. The record is from RefSeq and is a predicted model, not a curated record. Gene Ontology annotation, molecular function: DNA-binding transcription factor activity, RNA polymerase II-specific; RNA polymerase II transcription regulatory region sequence-specific DNA binding. The transcript has 5 exons. The coding region runs from base 181 to 1488 and encodes 435 amino acids.
ACAGACUAGAUCCAAGCCCCGAAGCUCACACCACCAGUUAUCCCCUCUCCCGCAUCCCCUCCGCCCGCCUUUUCUGCACCCCGUCCCUUGAAACCUCGGAUCACUGCCUGCGCCGCGCUCCGAAGAGCUCUGCCGGGGGAAAAACCCGGUGCCCAAGGAGAGACGGGGCGGCCGUGCUAGAUGCAUGGGGGAGGGCUCCGGUUAAUGCAAGUUCUGGGCUCCUGCAGGGACCCCGACAACUGUCAACAGCAACAGCAACGCGGGCCCUCCUCCUCUGCUUCCUCAGCGAUGCUUUUCCACAGUCUUUCCGGCUCGGAGAUGCACGGGGUCAUCGACGAGAUGGAUCGGAGAACCAAAAGCGAAGCACCGGCCAUCAGCUCGGCUAUAGACAGGGGAGAGACGGAAACGACCAUGCCUUCCAUCAGCAGUGACAGGGCUGCCCUGUGCGCCGGCUGCGGGGGUAAAAUCUCCGACCGUUAUUACCUCCUGGCUGUGGACAAGCAGUGGCACAUGCGCUGCCUGAAGUGCUGUGAAUGUAAACUCAACCUGGAGUCCGAGCUCACCUGCUUCAGCAAGGACGGCAGCAUCUACUGCAAGGAGGACUAUUACAGGAGGUUUUCGGUGCAGAGAUGUGCGAGAUGUCACCUGGGGAUUUCUGCCUCCGAGAUGGUCAUGAGGGCCAGGGAUUUGGUAUAUCACUUAAAUUGCUUCACUUGCACCACUUGCAACAAGAUGCUGACCACUGGCGAUCACUUUGGCAUGAAGGACAAUCUGGUGUACUGCCGCCUCCAUUUCGAGACUCUCAUCCAGGGGGAGUACCAGGUGCAUUUCAAUCACUCGGAUGUAGCCGCUGGGAAGGGCCCGGCUUUGGGAGCGGGCUCUGCCAACACUUUGGGACUGCCUUAUUACAAUGGCGUGGGGACUGUCCAGAAGGGGAGACCCAGGAAAAGAAAAAGCCCGGGGCCUGGAGCAGAUCUGGCAGCCUACAAUGCAGCUUUAAGUUGCAAUGAAAACGAUGGUGACCACCUGGACAGAGACCAGCAAUACCCCAGCAAUCAAAAAACAAAGCGCAUGAGGACGUCCUUCAAACACCACCAGCUGCGGACAAUGAAGUCAUACUUUGCUAUUAACCACAAUCCUGAUGCCAAGGACUUGAAACAGCUAGCUCAGAAAACCGGCCUCACCAAAAGAGUUCUUCAGGUUUGGUUUCAAAAUGCUCGAGCCAAAUUCAGACGGAACCUCUUACGUCAAGAAAACACAGGGGUGGAUAAGACUUCAGACUCAACACUCCAAGCAGGGACCCCUUCAGGUCCUGCCUCAGAAAUAUCCAAUGCCUCCAUGAGUCCAUCCAGCACUCCCACUACUUUAACAGACUUGACUAAUCCCACUAUGCCAACUGUGACGUCGGUCUUGACAUCAGUGCCCGGAAGUCUUGAGGUUCAUGAAUCUCGAAGUCCUUCACAGACAACUCUUACAAAUCUUUUCUGAUGACUCUUUCUUAAUAAUUUCUUUAAAAAAGAAAUUAUUCUUAGCUGAAAUUCCAAGUGUAUUUUAAUAGAGGCUUUGAGCAAUUGACUAACCACAAUUAGGAUCUCUCCUAAAAAACAGAAGGAAAUGUAGUGUUCUGGUAUUACGGAGUAUGGACUGAAGAAUAACUUGGAAGAUCUAUUGCAACACAACAUUUGUGUAACUGUACAGUUUUGUGGACUGAGCAAGGGAAACAGCAAUUAAUUUAAGUUGGCUAAAGCUUCUGUAUUUUCAAAGACUGCCAUGUGCCUUAUAUACUGUUUUAUCUACAUUCUUUGGAUUCCAUGUCCACUUCUCUCUUUUUCUCUCUGUAUAUUUAUGACCAGGGCAAAAAUGUUAAAGAGUUUGUUACUUUGAAUAGUCCUAAGCCUUUCAUUGGUUGCUUUGUUGUUUUAGAAUUUUAAGGUCGAAGUCUGUUCGAAUACCAGAAUUUGUAAAAUCUAACCAGUA